Saccharomyces paradoxus is the source of this 1542-nucleotide messenger RNA. RefSeq names its product Stb3p (gene STB3). Lineage: Eukaryota; Fungi; Ascomycota; Saccharomycetes; Saccharomycetales; Saccharomycetaceae. Gene Ontology annotation, molecular function: sequence-specific DNA binding. The coding region runs from base 1 to 1542 and encodes 513 amino acids. Gene Ontology annotation, cellular component: nucleus. The record is from RefSeq and is a predicted model, not a curated record. The transcript has a single exon. Gene Ontology annotation, biological process: positive regulation of transcription from RNA polymerase II promoter by glucose.
AUGUCAGAAAACCAAAAAGAGGUAUCGCCUCCUCAUAUCAUAUCAGUCAAAUCCGAGGCAAACCCUAGUAUAUUUUCCAAACCUAUUUCCACAUCAUCACCUGCCGGGUUGGCAGCGGCUCAAAGAGUUACGCCCGGGAAACUGUCUACUUUAUUACUAGAAAAGGGACCGUUGGCCAUUAGACACAUUACACAGACCUUAUGUCUGGAUAUUCCGUGUUUUAAAGAUUUAUCAUCUUCCAAACAAAGACGACUUAUCAUGAGUGCUAUGGAAAGUGGUGAUAAAGAAAGGUCAGUGGUAUUCGAAAAAAUUGGGUGGGGUCAAUGGUCCGCGAAAAGAGUAGACCCUGCCAACUUUGAUAAGGAGUUGGAAGCAACCAAUUUCGCUAACGCGAAGGUGAAAGACUUGAUUUCCCAAGAGAGUCAAAGAAGGAAAAGUAACAAUUCAAACUCGAACUCAGGUGGCAAAGUUGAAAUGCCUGUUAAAAUUGAGCAUAGUAUCACGAAUAUCGAUGAGUCUACCACUCCACCCGCUGCCACUGCUUCCACCACUAUUCCUGUUAAUAUCAAACGCAGUAAAUCUCCCCUUGCAGCUGCAAACGUGGUAUAUAUAGACGAAAAUGCGCUUGCAUCAGAAGAUGAAGAUGAGGAGUUUGAUGAAGAUGAUCAUCAUUUACACUAUCAAAACAAGUCGAGGAACAGCAGUAAUAAUUUUGGAAAAGUUUCAAAUAGUGAUCCCUAUAGUUUUGGUAGGAGAAGGUCGCAAGUCGUGUUUGCUGAUUCAAAUCCCGAAAAUAUUGAACAUGAGAUAAUAGCACAAAAGAUUAGACCACUACUAAGGAAUAGACGCCGUUCGAGCAUAAAACCACAUACACCUUUCAUCUCCAAACUAAACACACAUCAAGAUUCAUCCUAUCUCUCCCCCAAUCCAACUUCAACGACGACCCCGUCAAAUAACAACAGCAACUCAAACCAAGGAAAAAUAGAUUUAGAGAAACUUACUGCAACAAGUGAGCCAACUUCAAGAAGAGCAUCUCGUUUGUCUGUAUCGAAAGAAUCAAGUAUUAGAUCAACACUUUUUCCGAACAAAAAUUACUUGAUCGUCACUACAAACCCUAACUCCAAAGCUACGUCUGUUUCUACUUCGCCUAAGCUAGAGGAUCAGAUGAAUGUGAGUUCAAACCAUAUAUUAUUAUCGGAUAAGGAAAAGCAGAGAGCAGCCUCAAGACGUUUAAACGAAGAAUCAUCUCCACAAAUUGUUCCCCAUUCUCAUCAUCAACCUCACUCAGAUACAGAUGAAGAAGACUGGGAAUCAAUUGGUGCGGCCUCUUUGAGAAAUAACAGUUUAGUACCCAAUAUAGACAGUGUAGCAAGUUCUACUAAUGGCGUAGUUAGUCCCAAACCCACCGAUUCAAAGUUUACCAACUCUCAAAAUGGAGAUAUUGAGUCCCCCACACAACACGACCAGCAAAAACAUGACCAGCAGCCAAAAAAUGGUGAGGAUAAUAGCGCUGCCUUCUUAUUGAUGAGUUUAAAAUCUUAA